Molecule: messenger RNA, 989 nt
Organism: Effrenium voratum
Lineage: Eukaryota; Dinophyceae; Suessiales; Symbiodiniaceae
Source: the annotation of a GenBank genome assembly
CAAGGGUUCCUUAGCAUCCUCCACCAUUUUGGGAGCCAUGUCCUUGCCGACUGUGCUCCUGGUGGGAGAUAGCGCUCUGGGGGCAAAGCUCCUGCCCGCGCUCGCCGGUUCUGAUGCGGUGGGCACGAUUGAGACAAAGUACUACACGGCGCACAUUGAGUACAAAGUCUUGGCACUGGACAGCGCUGACCAGCAGCAGCUGGACGCCGCGGAGGCGGUCAUUUUCGUUUGGGAGGUGGAGCAGUCGGAGACCUUUAAACUCAUCCAGGGACUGGUUAGAGAUGAGGAGGAGGAGGGCCCGGACCGCGUUCAGCUUUGUGUGGCGGUGGGGGCUGACUCGGAGCAGCUGGAUGGAGCGAGGGAGUGGUGCAUCGAUCACGGCUACGAGUUCCUGUGCUGCCCCUUGGGCGGCGACGACCUACAGUCGCUCAAGGAGAGGAGCAGCGCGGGGGAUCGCCGCACGGGGCUUUUGGACGAUGUGCCCGAGAACUCGAUCCUGCGCCUCAUGGAGGCUUUGGAGUGCCACUCGUCGUGGUCUAGCCUCACCGCCAAAAAGCCGGCAGCUGCGAUCGCAGUGGAGCCUGAGCAGCAGCAGCCUGCAAAACGCGCCGAAACGAAUGGCUACACGCCACUGCCAGACGCGCCAAAAGCCAAGUGCGAUGUCUCCAAGCCAACUGGCAUGGAGAAGGUGCACGACCGCAUUCAGGACGAGGACUUGGCUGAAGCGGACGAGUUUGAGAAGCUGGCCCAUGAAAUGAAGGAGGUGAGGGCCAUGGAGGAUCACGCGGCCAGAAGAGACCGCGCCUGCGACCUCGCCAUGAGAUUGGCAUCGGCCUUGGGGGUCGACUCAGACUCCGAUUAGAGCGGUGGCCAGUCGAACUUUCCGUAGCCCGGUUUCCAUCGACUUGACUCAGCCGGUCGCAUGCAGGCGGCCCUGGUUAUGGCAGUGCCUGGUUUCACUUGGCGUGCCACGGACAAAACACUCUUGU